This is a messenger RNA of Nematolebias whitei (Rio pearlfish), 3292 nucleotides long. RefSeq names its product pitrilysin metallopeptidase 1 (gene pitrm1). The transcript is spliced from 27 exons. Gene Ontology annotation, biological process: protein processing. The record is from RefSeq and is a predicted model, not a curated record. Gene Ontology annotation, cellular component: mitochondrial matrix. The coding region runs from base 148 to 3231 and encodes 1027 amino acids. Gene Ontology annotation, molecular function: metal ion binding. NCBI's taxonomy places the organism in Eukaryota, Metazoa, Chordata, Actinopteri, Cyprinodontiformes, Rivulidae.
AAGAUGUCAGCUACGUAGCGCACGCCUUGUGAGUCACACACCGGGGAUGCUGAGCUUUAUUAUACUAAAUUUGUUAAGAGUAUGCUAAUAUUCUGUAUUUUUAAGUUUAACAUAUUUAGAAUAGCUUAAUUAGCAAGUGUCUCAGCAAUGUUUCGACAAACGAAGACGGCGCUCCAGAAGCUUCGAUGUGUGCGUUUUAAUGGGCAGCAGCAGCAAACAUGGAGGUUGAAGAGCAUCUCAGCAAGAGAAAAGGCACUUCAGUACCAGCCAGAGCAGAAAAUCCACGGCUUUACUGUCAGAGAGGUUGUAGCAGUACCUGACUUGUGUCUCACAGCCGUGAAGUUGACCCAUGAUAAAACUGGAGCGCAGUAUUUGCACGCAGCCAGGGAUGACUCGGACAAUCUCUUCAGUGUCCAGUUCAGGACCACCCCCAUGGACAGUACUGGGGUCCCCCACAUCCUGGAGCACACGGUGCUGUGUGGGUCUGAGAAGUAUCCUUGUAGGGACCCCUUCUUCAAGAUGCUCAACCGCUCCCUGUCUACGUUCAUGAACGCCUUCACAGCCAGUGACUUCACCAUGUACCCGUUCUCCACCCAAAAUGGAAAGGACUUCCAGAAUCUGCUGUCCGUCUAUUUGGAUGCCGUUUUCUUUCCUUGUUUACGAGAGCAAGAUUUCUGGCAGGAAGGCUGGAGGCUGGAGAAUGAAAAUCCCACAGAUCCCAGCUCCUCGCUGGUGUUUAAAGGAGUGGUGUUCAACGAAAUGAAAGGAGUCUUUUCGGACAAUGAGCGUCUGUACGCCCAACACCUACAAAAUAAACUGUACCCAGACCACACGUACGCUGUGGUGUCCGGAGGAGAACCGCUGGCCAUCCCAGACCUGACCUGGGAGCAGCUCAAACAGUUCCACGCCACACAUUACCAUCCCAGCAACGCCAGGUUCUUUACUUAUGGAGACUUGCCCCUGGAGAGUCAUCUGCAGCAGAUCCAAGAAGAAGCUCUGUGCAAGUUUGAACGCAUCAACCCAAGCACAGCUGUCCCCCCUCAGCCUCACUGGGACAGUCCCAGAGAAGCGCACGUGACCUGCAGCCCUGACGCUCUGGCUCCAGAUCAAAGCAAGCAGAACACCCUGUGUGUGAGCUACCUGCUGGGAGACAUCACUGAUACAUUUGAAGGAUUCACUCUCAGCCUGCUGUCGUCCCUGAUGGUCUCUGGACCAAACUCCCCCUUCUAUAAAGCUCUCAUCGAACCCAAAAUAGGAAGUGACUUCUCCUCGGUGGUUGGAUAUGAUGGGAGCACCAAAGAGGCGUCGUUUAGCAUCGGACUGCAGGGGAUGGCUGAGGAGGACACGGAGAGGGUCAAACACAUCAUCAGCCAAACCAUCGAGGACGUUAUAAAGAAUGGCUUUGAGGAAGAGAGGAUUGAGGCUCUCCUUCACAGGAUAGAGAUCCAGAUGAAGCAUCAGUCCACAAACUUUGGGCUGUCUCUGGCCUCGCACGUCGCUUCAUCGUGGAACCACAACGGCGACCCGGUGGAGCUGCUGAACAUCAGUGAUAGUGUUUCCAAGUUCAGACAGGCUCUGAAAGAAAACCCCUGCUUUCUUCAGGAAAAAGUCAAAAGCUUCUUUAAGGAUAACACACAUCGACUGACCCUGAAGAUGAGCCCGGACGAGGCCUAUCUGAAAAAACAAGCCGAGGCCGAGGAGAAGAAGCUUCAGGAAAAGAUUCAACUUCUAACGGAUGCUGAUAAAAAAGAGAUUUAUGAGAAAGGUCUGGAGCUGCUGGCUGCUCAAAGUCAAGUUCAGGAUGCUUCUUCUCUGCCUGCGCUCCAAGUGUCUGACAUCGAGCCCACCAUACCCAUCACCCCAGUUCAGAUGGGCACUGCAGGUGGUGUGCCGGUUCAGUACUGCGAGCAGCCCACCAACGGGUUGGUGUACUUCAGAGCCAUGUGCAAUCUCAACACUCUGCCAGAGGACCUCCGAGUUUAUGUCCCGCUCUUCUGCAGCGUUGUCACCAAGAUGGGCUGUGGAGCUCUGGACUACAGACAGCAGGCCCAGCAGAUGGAGCUGAGGACAGGGGGGAUGUCUGUUUCCAGUCAAGUCGUCCCGGACUCCACCCAGAUAGACACGUUUGAGCAGGGUGUCCUCUUGUUCUCCUCCUGCCUGGAAAGGAACCUUCCUCACAUGUUUCAGCUGUGGAGCGACAUCUUCAACAGUCCCCAUUUUGACGACGAGGAGCGACUCAGAGUGCUGGUGAUGAUGUCAGCUCAGGAGCUGGCCAAUGGUAUCUCCUACUCUGGUCACAUGUACGCCGUGACCCGAGCGAGCCGUCACCUGACGCCAGCUGGAGGCCUUCAGGAGACUUUGGGUGGGAUGGAACAGGUGAAGUUUAUGAAGAGGAUGGCUGAGACGCCAGACCUCGUUCACGUCAUCCGAACAUUACCCAGGAUCAAGAAGCACCUCCUCAACCCCGACAACAUGAGGUGUGCGAUCAAUGCAACUCCUCAGAAAAUGUCCGACUCGGCAGCAGAGCUGGAGACUUUUAUGAAGGACGUAGCUGAAAACAAAAAAGAACGCAAACCCGUAAGGACAAGCAUCAUUAAGAAACCACUUGACCCUCUGGAAGUUUCUGGGCCGAGUAGGAGUCUCAUAACUGAGCCAGAUUUCCAGCCGUGUCAGAUGAAGACGUUCUUCCAGAUGCCUUUCCCAGUGAACUUCGUCAGCGAGUGUAUUCGUACGGUGCCGUUCUGCCACCAGGAUUUUGCCAGUUUGUGCAUUUUAGCGAGGAUGAUGACGGCAAAGUUUCUACAUGGGGAAAUCCGGGAGAAGGGCGGAGCCUAUGGAGGCGGAGCCAAAAUGGGAGGCAGCGGCGUGUUUUCUUUUUAUUCCUACAGGGAUCCAAACUCAGUGCAGACACUAUCUGCAUUUCAUAAAGGUGUGGAAUGGGCCAAAUCAGGACAGUUCUCUCAACAAGACGUGGAUGAAGCCAAGCUGUCGGUCUUCUCUGCUGUGGACUCACCUGUGGCCCCCUCAGACAAAGGAAUGGGUCGUUUCCUCAGCGGCAUCACAGACGAGAUGAAACAGAGUCACAGAGAGAAGCUUUUCGCCGUUGAUCAGAAAAGUUUGGUGGAUGUGGCUGAAAGGUACCUCAGUGCCGGUCAGAGGACGUGUGGCGUUGCCAUCCUGGGCCCAGAGAAUGAUACGAUCAAAAAAGAUCCUUCGUGGAUCUUAAAAUAAUAUUUAGUAGGUAUUUUAUGACUGAACACUUCUCUUAAAUGGACUUUAUACUAAAAACCAA